Saprolegnia parasitica CBS 223.65 is the source of this 14553-nucleotide messenger RNA. RefSeq lists its product as hypothetical. The record is from RefSeq and is a predicted model, not a curated record. Gene Ontology annotation, molecular function: zinc ion binding. The transcript is spliced from 15 exons. Lineage: Eukaryota; Oomycota; Saprolegniomycetes; Saprolegniales; Saprolegniaceae. The coding region runs from base 1 to 14553 and encodes 4850 amino acids.
AUGAUACUCGAGGUGCACGGCGAGUCGAGCGAAGUCCACGGCUGCCGCUGCGCGACGCGUGACGGGUGUCCGCUGUGCGCCCCGUCCGAUCUAUUUCGCAAGGCAAACGGUGCGCACAUCUGCCGGUGGCUGCUUCUCUCCAAGCGCAUCUCGGUUGAGCACGGCGCGAGCUACAUGACUGCACCCGAGCGUGACGCCGACUCGAUCGUGUUCCACACCCUCCGGCUUCUUCGCAGCGCGUGCUUCAAUCAUUUGUUCCGGUGUGACUUCCUCGAGGGGUCGACGCGGCCCCUCGCAAGCCAAAGCGUCACGGCGCUGCAGAAGCUCCGUGAUAUUUGCGCCAACGUCCACCACCCAAAGCUGGUCUUGUCGAAAGCCACGCUGCUGGAUGCAAUCGUGAUUCUGGGACAGCUCUGCGCCGAGGACGGGCUUCGCGAGUACCUCGGUGUGAAACUCGAGUUUGCCGGCUUGGUCUUUGCGAUUAUCGACGAUGAUCGACAAGCCAAGGUGCCGUACAUGCUACGCGCGUGCGUCCUCGUGCUCUGUCGCCUUGCCUCCGCCGAGACCGUGCUGCGCCACCCGAGCUUUCGUCGCACGAUGCACCUCACAAGCACGCUUCUGAGCCGCGACGACGUCGUCUCGGACAUGAUGUGCCUCCACAACGUGUUGAUGUUUUACCGCAACACGGUCGCGUUUGGCAAGCAACUCUCUCCCUACAUCCACGAGCACCUCAGCGACCGUGUGCUGGCGGCCCUCGGGCAGCUGCUCUCACUCACUCUGCCGACGACGCCGGGCUUUGACGUGGAAACCACGAUGCGCAUGGCUGCUGCCGAUGCUCUCGCGCACCUCCUCUUCUACCAGCACAAGGGCCAGCGACAUGCCGUGAGCUCCAAUGCGCAGACGCGCCGCUUGACGAAUUUGAAUGCCGCACAUCGAAUGGAGUCGUCGGUCGUCGCUGCGGCGACUACAAAAGCGCCGAUGGCUGCCGUGUUUCGCCGCAUUGGCGAGACGUGGCGCGCGCACCUGCAUAAUAUGAGCCGCGACGACCUCUCGUCGUUUGCGGCUUUUACGGACCUCCUUGCGAUCCACACCAAGCUCCUGCCGAAGUCGACGCCGCGUGAUACGCCCGCCGUCUCCAGCGUGCUGACGCCCCGGGGACCGCCACCACCGCUCGACGUGCCCGCCUUCUUCGCGACCGAGCAUCCGGUGCCGAGCGACCUCCGCGAGUAUGCGUUUCACGGCCAUCUCGACCACGUGCCUGGGUCGGCCUCGCUCUGGAAGGUGCUCCGAAAGCUCUUUCGCAACUGCAUGUGUCGAGGCGAGCUGUCGGCGCUCUCGAGCGUUCAGAUCGACAUGUUACUGCGCCUACUUUUGGUCUGCGCACGCGACGGACGCAGUGCGAGCUCUGCGGCGUCGUUCGCAUGGCUCAUGGAUGUCGAGCUCGAGUACAUUCGUCUCGUCCACGACGUCGUACACUCGCACCCGCAGCUACACAACCUCGCAGUGUUUGAGACCGUCUCGGCGACAGCGCACCGGUUCUUUGCCAAAGCCACGACGUCAACCAACGCCUUUUCGUGCCGUAUGCGCGGAUUUGUGCUCUUGCACGCGUUCGUGCAGGACAGCGCGUGCGUCGAAACGCUGAGCAAGUACCUCGUCGCAGUGCUACCGUCGCCGCCGCUCGACGUCGUCGUCGACCCGAUCGAGUAUGAGCUGCCGACUCGGGCUCGGGAGUGCUUGAACGGACUCGUGGUCGCGCGGUACCCAACGACGUGGACCAGCAAAGACCGCGCCAAGCCCCGAACGCUCGUGUUCUUGUCGCCCGACGUGACGCAGGCAACCAUGCUACCAUUCGGUCUCGGCGUCAUCUCGGCUCUCGUCCGAAGCGACGCCCGCUUCAUCCAUUGGUUUGUGCACCUUGGCGGGUUUGCGACGCUGCUCGAGGUGUUGGACCUCGAGCUCGAGUUCCACGAUGUGCCCAUCGUGCCAUCCCGUGUGACGAUCCUCAAACUCACGUUGGAUCUCAUGCGACAGAGUCUCGACCGCCUCCUCGUGCUCACGGCGCACACCAAAACGGAGAUCAAGCAGGCGUCUAUGGGCGUCGUCAUGGCACUUGUCACGACGCCCCAAGCCUGCAAUGCGCUGUACAUGCUGCAGGCCCAUAACGCAGUGCUGCCAGUCGUCAACAAUCGCGACGCCAGCGUUGUCCGGUCGCACCUCGAGAUCUUGCGGCAACUCUUUGGACAGAUCGUCACGGAGCACGAAGGCCAGUAUUUUUUCAUCGACACGAGCACGACGGUCGACGCACGCAAGUUUAGCGCUCUUGCGACGCUGCGGGUCCUGCACUUGCUCAAGCCCACGACGCUCGUCAAGCUCACGCGCGGCCUCGAGCCGCUCUCCCGUGCCGACUCGAAGACGCUUUCAAUAUUGAGCGACGGCCGCUGCGCCAACGUGCCGCUCUGGCUAAUUGAGCGCUACGUCGAGCGUGAGGCGUUUACUGGACUGAGCCUCGGUGCCGACCGCGACCGGCAGAGCCUCGUCGUUGUGGACCUUGUCGCGCGCCUCAACGCGCUCUUGAUGAGUCAUACGAGUGGAAGUGAGAAGGGCUAUGUGCUCACCCGUGCCGAGUACUUGAACGCCGUCGACGAGAAGGAGCGCACCGCGGUCGCACGUGCCGUGUGGUGUACGCUACAGCAGCUGCCCAUUGCCGAGAGCGCGACUCCCAAACGGCUUCCGAUCGUACAGCAAAUCUACCGGGCGCUCAUCGAAAACCGGGCCCAGCUCAACCGGACCGUACGGCGAGUAACGCAGUCCUUGGACGACCAUGCACGCGUGCGCCGCCAGCACACGCUCCACGGCCUCUUUGGGUACCUGCGCAAGAGUCUCUUACUGCGAAGUUUGUCUCUCGAGGCGAUUGGCGCACUCGGGCGACACAUGCCGGUGCCCACCCUCUUUAACGAGGACCAGCUCGAGACGUCCAUGGUACUCGUGAACCAAGGCGAGAUCCAAAUCGAACUCCGCCCAAGCAUGUUUGCGUUCCGGUUUCCCAACACACGCCCGUGGAAGCGCACGUUCAGGCCUGGCGACAUUGUAUGGUGUCCGUCUUGGCUCACGACCGACCGCCGCAUCGAGCCGUACGCCAAGGCCAAGUACAUCAUCAAGCACUGCGCGCCGCACACGACAGUGUUUCUCUGGACGCAGAAGCAGCACGAGUACUACCUUACCGAGUCGGACCGCACGCUCCUCUCGACUGACAUUUCGUCCAUGGUCAACAUCCUCUGCAAUGGCGCGCUGGUCGACGUGCCGCCGCGCAUUGCCGCGUUUUGCCGCGAAGACGCCGACUUGCGCCAGCUUCAAGUGUACGGCAUCCAGACGCUCGCGCACCUCGCGGCCGGAAGCGCCACGUUUGCGGCGUCUUUUGUGACGGACACGGGCCUCAUGAAUGCGCUCGUGUCGCUGGCGUUCUCGACGCUCCAUGUGUCGCUUGUUGUCUCGGCGCUCGAGGCACUGCAGAGUAUGACGGCCGAGCCGAAUUUGGCUCAGCAAUUUUACACCCUCCGCCUCGAUCGGUUCGCGCCGCACGCUGUCUUGCACGGCAUUCUCGACGCCGUGGACCUCUGGUGCGUUGCGCCUGUCGUCGCGACGACGGUUCUCGCAUUUCUGCGCCAGAUCUAUGCGCUUGUACCUGCCGCCCGCGCUACCAUACCUACAACGUGGCGCAUGACGCACUUUUUGUCGAUGCGGUCGUUCAUGAGGUCGACCGACGUGGGUCUCGUGGGGGCGGUCACGGGCCUCCUGCACGACCUCGUGGGCCCUGACCUCAUGACGGUGUUUACAGCCGGCGGACUUCACUUUGCGUGUGCACAGCUCAUUGGCCACUGCCCGGGGUCCAUGCUGCCGGACGUCCUGCACCUCGUGCUGCUGUUUUGCCAGGACGUGGCCACGAGAGCGGCCAUCUGGGCCCACCCCGGCUUCCAUGCGACGCUCGAUACCACGCUACUGCAGAUGUUCAAGCGGCUCGACUCGGCGAGCAACGACGAAGCCCGCAAAAUCAUCGCGUUCUUCAACAUGCUCACGUUCUCGACGAUCGACGCAUCACGAGACGUGGCGUACCGCGUGCUCCUCGGCCAGAAAACCAACCUCGUCGCGCACCUCGUGCUGCAGAUCGGGCUCGGCGGUAGCAACGUGGAUAUCUACCUCGAUUGCCUCUGGCGACUCUGCCACGGCAACGCCGCCAACGCCCAGCGCGUUGUUGGGAACAACUCGUCGGGCGACGUCCGUCACGGGCUGGCGACGCUGGCCUCGACGCCCAGCGCUCCUGCCUUUGCCAACUCGCUCCGCUGCAUUCGGUCGCUCUCGGAGCACCCUGGAAAUGCCGACGCAUUCAGCUCGGUCGGAUUGCCCGAUAUUCUCUUUCGCUACGUUAACAGCGAGGCGUGGCAGCGCCCCGAAACGAGCACAGCACUGCAGGCCCUUGGAAGCAUCUUUGCGCAAUCGAAGCUUGGUCGAAGCCUCUUCACACCGACGCACAUGGCCCUCCUCGCGUCCAUGUACGCCCGCCACCUGGAGCACCUGCCCGCAACGACCGAGCUCGAAACGUGGGGACUUGUGCUCGCCCGGCUUUUGGAGCUCCUCAGCUGCGUCACGGCCGACGCACGUACUCGGCAGAUUGUCUGGAGACACUGCGAAGGCGCGACGCGCAGCGAACUCGGGUGGGGCAGCUGGAUGCAGCUCUUGUACCCACCGCAGCAGCCAACCGCGAUGCGAUUGAGCGUCGAGAUGAAGCGGAACGUGCACACCCACACGCUUUGCCUUCUUGCGGCGCUCUGCCUUGAAGACACGGUCGCUCAGGUCGUCGUUGCGCACCCACAGUGGUGUCGCUACUUUAGUGCGCUGGCGCUGGACGCGAGCGUGCAAGCUCGCGACAUGCCCGCCGUCCUGCGGCUUCUCGUUGCCAUUACAGAAUACUGCGUGGGAAAGAACGAGCCACUGAGUGCAGUGCUGCCAGCGCGACCCCGUCUCUAUCGACUGCUGCUCCUCGUGGGGCUGCACGAAGUGGACGCCCUCGUUUUUCGAGUUCUGUGGCUCUGGGAAGCACAAGCCUGCGAGACGACAGACGACGCCACGACGCUCUUUACAACAGAAGGCCUCGGCCUCGAGACGUACUCGGCCUACCUCCUCGCGCGAACCGCUGCGACGGCAGCGGACCGCUGUAUGUUUUUGGGGUUCCUCGUGCACUUUUUUCCAAUGGCGUCCAUUCAAGGGCUCUCGACAGUGCGAAUGGUGGCCGACCACGUGUGCAUGUGCCUCCGUCGUCUCCCUGUACGCAUGAAUUGGGCGGCGUUGGCGGCUACCGAAGACGCCAACUACUCAUUCGUCGCCUGGAACGACGCCAAACUCAACCUUGGCGCGAUGCUGCAUGUUAUCCGGCUCGUGCGUCUUGUCGUGGAGCACGACCAGCUGCAAGGAUUGUUCGAUCAUCGGCCGAUCCACGAUCUUCUCGGCGACGUGGCCUCGUGGAUGGUCGACGCGGUCAUUGCGCUGCCGUCCGAGAUGGUGGUCGUCGCUGCACACCUUCUCGUCGAGUGGUCUGCCGUGCUUCAGUAUGCCUUCAAGUGUCGUGUUCUGUCGUUUGAGCGACCCACGCUGCUUGUGUUCGUGCAACAGAUGCUGCGCCUUCUACCGUUUCUGCCGCCGGAGGCUGCCAUUGCCGGACUGCGCUGCCUCGAUGUGCUCUGCGACAAGAACAUCGAGGUGUGCCUUGCCCUGCAGCGACUUGGUCGCAAUUUCUUUGUCGACCUCAUGGCACUUUUGGGUCUCGAUACGCUCGGGGCGCGCGGCAAACGACCCUUGUUUCGGCUACUGCAAGCGCUGGUGGCGUCGUCGUUCCGGCACGCCCGGCACGCCGUGGCCGUUGGUUGGCCCACGCGCUGCUUGGAGAGCAUUGAGGCCGAGAUGUGUGCCCCCAGUGCGUGCGUUGUCGUCAUGCGUCUCUUGCGCGUGCUCGGUAUCGACGUGGUGCUGCCAGGCGACCUCCGCGUCCGACUGCUACUGGCGCUCGUAGCACCGGCUAUGGUGACCUCGAUACUCGACCGCAACGCGCGCGUGUCCUGGCUCGCGUGCCUCGACCAGUUGCUGAUGUCGGCUCCAGCGCUCUGCGAAAUGCUUGCCACUCAUUGGGACGCGAGCGGUGGUCCGUUGGUGCGGCACCUCUUGGACCGUCUGCACGACAAGCUCGCGGACGUCGAGGUGCCGCGCCACGAAAGCGUGCCGUACACUGCGAUGCGGGUUUUACAGCACCUCAUGCAGCCGCGACUCGUGCCGUGCCUCUUGACGCUUGCGGAGCCGUGGGACCGUUUUUUCAAAAGCCUCGUUUGCCCCAAAGGCAACAUCAACUUGUAUGCGUUUGUCGUCUUCAAGUCGCUCGUGGCAGCGGCAGGCGCAGAUCUCGUUCGAACACCGGUCUGUCACAGCCUCCGGAACGCUCUGGAAACCCCGGACGCGAUCCCGACGCCGCUUUACCUCGAGUUUGUGGCCAUGUACGCCCAGAAUAUACUCGCACACAUGACGUCGCCCAGUGACGCGGCGCAAUUCCCGUGGUCGGUCGUUUUUGAGCGCUGUGCCGCCGCGCUUGGCGAGCCGCACGGAUGGAGCCGACACGCCGCGCUCCUCGCUCUGCACGCGUUUCUGCACUUGCCCGGUCACGCGCUGUACCUCCGAACCGUUCCGACGGCGAUCACGUUUGAGAUUCGCGCAGCGAUGCAAGCUCUUCUGGACGCUGUCGACUUGCCUGCUCUCGAACAUAGCCAUGGUCGAGCAAAUCCGGCGCUCAUCGUACCGAUUCCGAUGGGGCUUGAUGGCGGGGACGCCGUGUACGCUGCCGAGCACAUGGACGAUGUGCACGUCUUGCCGCUCAGCAACAAGGCGGUGCUGGCAGCGACACACCAGAACGUCGAGGUCCUCGUCGUGCUUCUCCUUCGGCACAGCAACGCAGCACUCUUGCGGCUCUUGCUCCAGCACACAAGCGUUCAACGCACGACGACAGUGCAACCCGUGGACCCCAAGCGCAGGACCGUCGCAGCGAUGAGGAAAUCAUUUCGACGAUGCGCCGUGAGCCCGCCCACGAAGCCUGGCCACAUGUUUACAUCUAUGGGCCUCGACGGGCGGCGCCAGUUUGCGCUGGCGCUCGCGUGUCUCGAACGACUGGACACUGCGACGUCCGGCGUGUUCUCGGCGCGCCGCCUGGACCGCACCGCGAUGGUGGUGACGCACGCGUUUGUCAACGCCGACGACGUGCCGACGAGCCUCGAGUGGCUGCAACAGCUCUUUGCAGCGACGACGGCGGUCGGCCCGACGGUAGCAGCCCAGCUCGUGCACGCGAGCCAGCCGCUGCUGCUGCUUCUGUUCCGCCUCGCAGGGUCGCGCGAGUCGAUCGCACUUCGCAAACUCGCAACUGCGAUGUUGUGGCUCGUCGUGUUGGAUGACGGCGGUUCGGCCCUGUUCCAAGCGACCUUGAAAGCGAGUCGAUCAGACCUGCUACACCAUCUCGAGGUUAGUCUAAUCCUCGAGCCGCCGCAACGUCAUGUGUCCUUCCCGCCGGCGCUCGGUUGGCGCGAUCUGCUGCAAGCCACCUGCGGCCUUCUCGCCGCGCUCAGCCACGCACCGGAUUUGAGAAGCGCCGUCGUCGGCCGCGGUUUUGUCGGUCUCGUGCUUGCUGUUGUUCGGACCGAGCGUCCCGCGGCGUUGCACAAGACCAACGUGCACUUUAUGACGCUGCUCGACGUCGUCUUUCGUCAAGAAACGGAGAUGCGCACGAGUUUGGAGCCCCUCAUGCUGCAUGUGCUCCAGUGCCUCGAGCUCGACAACGAGGUGGAGCUCCGGGCCAAGGCGAUCCAGGUCCUGCACCUCAUGUGUCUCGACGCGCCGGGGAGGCAGGUGCUGGAGAUACAUCUCUUUCCGCCGCCACCGCCAGUGGACGACGCUGCAAAACACGCGACAGCAACGGUUCGCUCGCUUGAAGCCAUGGCCCACCUUGUUGCUCUCACCGAAGCGCUCAAGCUUCGCGACUCGCGCGAGACCGAGUGCGCAGCCAUCUCGAUCGUCCAGAUGUUGUGCGAUGACGAGCGGCAUCGAGAGUACCUCCGCGGCUGCCGCGCCGCCUCUGCCGAGUCUCUCGUGCAGCUCAUCCUUGGCCUUCUCGAGGUCACGAUUGGCACGCGCCAUCGCAACCACGUCAUGCAGCGAACCGAGCCGCUCCCGCUUCUGGUUGCCGCGACGGGCACCGCGGCGCUCGCGUGUCUCGAGCGCCUCGAGGUACACCACGACGUCUUUCGCAGCAUCGCAGUCGGGAGCCGGGUCGUCGUGCAGCUUUUUGCGGCCAUGGGCUGCGUGGAGCUCGAGAUUGCGUACACGGCAAGCUCCCUCUUGGUGGCGAUCGUGGGGUUUGCGUCGGACCCGGCAGUCGAAAUGCUCUUGCUCGAGACGCCGUUGAUGGACGAGGACCCCGACAGCGACGACGACGAUGAGCACACGAUUAGUAAGCGCAGGCUGUCUUUGCGCAGCGCGAGUUCCGUCCAGAUGGACGCGCACCUGCCGGUCGACCACCCAAAACGGCAUGCGCUCAACCGCCUCAGAUGUUUUCGGCACAAGGUCGGCGGCGCGAUCCCGAGUUACUUUGAGCUCCUCGCGCACUUGGCCGAGUCGUUUGCCGUGUCGAUGCCGCCUGCGCGCGCGCCGCUCGUAAGCAACGUGUUGGAGUUGCUGCACACGGCGCUGCGGGGCUUUUUUGCGACGAUCUACAUUCCGAUCACGGACACGACUCGGGCGCACCACAGCCGCCUCGCCAACGUUGCCUACCGCAUCGCGUUUGCAGCCGUCCCCAGCAGCAGUGAGGUCUACGAGCGGCUCCAGAACGAAGCGCUCGCGACGCUGUACCAUCUGAGCUGCCACGUCGGCGACUACAGCGCUGCUGUUUUCGAAACUGCACUUGCCGUCGAGACGCUGCUCCAGCGCAUUCGCGUCGCGCCGCCGCGGUGUCAGUUUGAGUGCGCGCAGCUGCUUCGCGCAAUCACGCGCCACGAGAGCGUCAAAGGUGUCUUCUACACAAACGACCUCUUUGCGUUUCUGAGCUGGAUGAACGAACCGGUCUUUGUGGACAUUCUGCAGGCACUGUUGCAGACAGCGAGGAACCUCCUCUCGCCGAGCAACGCGCGCGGCUACAACCCGCUCCACCUUGCGCGUCUUCUAUUGACCGAGACCAACCUCACGUCGAGCAGCCGCAGCUCAAUCCUCGUCGACCACGCGACCAUCUACCGGCGCGUAACCUUCAAUCUGCGCCUCAAGAGUGGCAUCAGCCGCGUGCUCAAGGUCACGUACGUGCUUCAAGCGGCGUCCGAGGCGCCGAGAAUGGUGGUGCACCGGCGCUACUACCUCCACAACAGCGACACGGUGAUCCAAGAGUCGUUCUUCUGCAGCGUUCUCGUCACUGCGAUCGAGUGCACCGCGUCGGAGGAGCACCGGAAAGACGUUACUGUCGCCUUUGCGUACACGGUUGCGCCCCUCGACGCUGGGGGCGUCUUCACCGCCACUCGGUCGCAGCCCGUCUUCGAUAGCACGGCCACCCUUGUGUUGGACAUUGCCGACGAAAUGGUCUGCGACUUGGCCAACCUCUCGGGGCCGCUCGGCGACGUGCUCUCGUUCUGCGUCCAUAACGAGAUGGUCGUUGAGGUCGACCUCGUCUCGGAGCUGCUUGGCGAGCUCUGCAAGCAGGACGCCGUCUUUUGCGACCCGAGCUUGCAUCUCUGGUGCUUUGUGGCGUUCCUCAUGCACUAUGGCGGCGCGCACAACACGCCGACGCACGCCAUGGUCUGCCUCAAGGCCAUCGGUGAAGCCGCGUCGCCCGACCAUGCAGCCUACCAUACGUACCUGCAGCACGCGCUGUACUUGCUCCAGAUGUUGCGCAUCUACGGUCUCUCGUCCGAUAUGAUUCCGGACCGCGACCGCCCCAGCGUCUGUCUUCGGCACAAGGAAGCCACUGCGUUCCUUCUGAGUCUUGGCAACAUGGUGGCCGCGGGCCUCUCGCAGUCGUUGGCCGAGACGUACAUGAACAUGCUCUUGCUCGAGCUCGGUGGUGUCGUCCGGUACCUCUGCGGCUUCCACCGCAAGCAGGACCACCUCUGCUGUACCCACCUGCAGCUCCACGCGACGCUCUCCAAAGUCUGGCCUGCCCACGCGCGCAUUCUCGCCAAGAAGCGCUUUGUGAGCGACCACCUGCGGCAUUUUGAGACGGCCGCGCACUUGAGCGACGCCAGCAUCGAGCACGCAGCAGCUGCGAUCCUCACGCUGGUCGAGCACUCGAGCUCGUGCUACAAAUUUGUGCGCCACCGAGGACUCGACCUCGUGGGACGGCUCGCCCACGUGCUCUACACACGCUACCAUGGAACUACGCACCCGCAGAAGAUUGCCACCAUUCUGCGCUCGUUUGUGCUCAUUGCGAGCUUUCUAAGCACCAACUUGCUCAUCACGGCGUCGCUACCGCCUGAAAUCCACCACGCGUUCUUCCCCAACGCCCUCUCGCCGCACGUCAUGCCGUUCGUAGAGCUCGUGCUCUGGCCGCUCCUCCCGUUCGACGACACGGAUGUGUGGCUCGAGUCGACAAUGUUAGCCGCGACGCUCCUCGCCCAAGUUGUCGAGGGAAGCGUCGACCGGCGCGUCAUCGAGCAGCACGUGCUCGCAAUCGCGUUCCGACUGCACAAUGCGCCGCGCGUGCAGCUACUGCAGCGCGCCGUGCAGCGCGCCCUUCGCCUCACGGCGCGCGACCACGCGUUCGCCGUGCGCGUCGUUCAGAAAGUGUACUUUUUGGCCGUCGUGAAAGGCAUCAAAACGGGCGUUUUGAGCGCCGAGUGCCGCGAACUGCUCCCGACGCAAGCGAUCACGCAGCUCGAGACGCUGGCCGACGACUCGUUCGACGUCGUCUUGCGCUACUGCGUGCAGUUUACGGAGCAGCACCGCGACAAUCGGCUGCGCGACAUCCUCGUGCGCAACCGCAAGAAGGGCAUCGGCGACAUGCUCAACGCGGUCGACCACUCGGCGCGGCUCAUGACGUUUGUGCAUCACGUGCUGAGCAUGGUGCUGGAAAUGUAUACCGGCUUCGUCGCCAACGACACGCCGCACGCCGAGGCCAAGCUCCGGCGCGUCACGUCCUUUGUCAAUCAGCUCGAGACGCUGGCGCUGACCGUGCUCUCGGUCCUUGACCAGCUCGACGCGUCGUACUUUGGCCACAUCUUCUUGCAGUUUCACGAAGUGCGCUUUCCCGAGGCGCGCCGCGACGUCAACGUCGCCGAGCGGCGGCACUUUAUGCGCAACAACAUGAAGAAGAUCUUGUUCAUCCUCAAGCGCAUCAUCGACCGCAAGAAGCUCGGGAGCCUCCUCGACGAAGCCUCGUUCACACACGCCGAGGACGUCUUGCGCGACAUCCGACUCGAUUUUGCUGCCAACGGCCGCCGGCGCCUCGGCCAAGCGUGCGACACUGACGCGUCGAUCGCCGAUCUUUUCUGCGAAGCGAUCGAAGUGCACGGCGUCGGGCCGUUUGUGACGCUCACCGCGAGCGCGCGCUACCUCUUUGCCCGCACGAUGCGGAAAGAAGACAACUCGAGCUACGGCUUGGAUGAGUUUAUGGUCGGGCACAUCAAAGCCGCGGGCCUCGGCGACGCCAUCCGCGCGCUGCUGCAACGAAUUGGGCGUGGCGUCUUGUUUGUGUGCAAGCACCCGCGCCUCGCGCUCUCGUCGAUCCAAAGCAUCCUCGUUGCGUGGCGGGCCCGCAAGACCAAGGCGAGCGUACCCGAGGUGGCCAACACCGCGCGCCGCCCCAGCGCGUCGCCCACCAACCCCUUGUUUCACGGCGUCAACCGGCCGCUCGUGUCCUCUUUCCCGUUGGCCUCUCUGCUCACGCUACCGCGGCACGAAGCCGCCGCAAGCAUCGGCUUGCUCUGGAAGUACCUGCGCGUCUUUGGCACCGACCGGUCAGCCGACGGGACGCUCGCGUUGAAGCCGCGCUUCGUCGAGCAGCUCUGCCCGACGCUGCCAAGCGCCAAGCAAGAGCUGCUCCGAGCCUUUCUUAAAACAGGCGACGCCGCGACGCUUGAGACCCACUUUGAGCACGCCGAGCUCUACCUUCUUCGGCAAAAGCUCGAGUCGCUCAUUGGGCGCGAAACGGGGGCAGAUGUGUCGCUCGACAUUGUGCAGCACGUGACGCUGCCCGUGAACGUCUGGCAGUUUAUUCUGUCGCCGGUCCAGCACACGCGACUGCUGCACCUUGAAUUUGUGCUCUCGCAAGCGCGCACGUUUGGCUCUCUCGCCGACUCGGUCGCGCACGCCAAAGCGCUCGACUCGCGCCACCUUGAGAGCGACAUCACGAAGCUCUCGGGGCUCAUUACGCGGGCCCGUCCAAACAUCAAGAAGCCCCAGCACCACCGAUUGCUUCCUCGGUCGUCGCGCCGUGCGAUCAAGCAGUGGGUCGCGCGCUCCGUGGGCAUGAACUACUAUGUCGAGAAGGACGAUGGCAAGACCGUCGACGAGAUCAAGAAGGACCCGACCGACGUAGUGUACGCCGAGUUUGUGCUUCCUGUCGCCGACAAGGUGCUCGAAGACCCGCUCUCGGAGCAAAUGGCGUGGGGGUACCUCGUCGACGAGAUCCAGCGCAAUCUCUUUCCGCGAUGGACGUUUGAGGUGGACGACGAGAACGCCCCGCGCAUCCGCCGCAUGUACGCGCGCGGUCUCCGAUGUCUGCUCCGCGCCUUUCUCAACCUCACGUUUUGGCGCUUGGAAGAGCUCAAGCUGGACCUGCUCGACGACUCGUGGCCCGAGACGGAUGUCUUGCAGUCCAAGUACACGACGCGCACUAAGCUCACGCGCGACAUUGUGCACAGUAUCAUCAUCUACAAGCACGCAAUGAAGGCAAUCUCGGAGCUCUUUACGAUCUGGAUGAAGGAGAGUGGGAGCUUGGGGCUGCGCUUCUGGCAGCACUGGAGCUUCUGGGCCAUCGGCUGGGUCGUCCCGUUGCUGCUGUUUUUCGUCGUCUUGCCACAGCUCGACGCACCGGCCGACGCUGUCGACUACUUUAUGAAGUGGUUCAUGGGUGGCUUCUUCGUCGUCGUGUACUUUCUCGUCUUGCUCUCAAUUCUCCAGCUCAUCAAGCAAAGCGAAAACAUGAUGGUCCAGGAGCGCCAAACCGUGCGCUUCUACCCUGUCCUUGGCUACCACGGCAACUACCUCGCGGUCUACGGCCUUUUUAUGGAGCUCGUGCAGCAAAACACCAUUCCGUUUAGCAAGACUGUCAAAUGGGUCUCGGGCUUCCAAAUGCCCACACUCGUUGCCGCGAUCGGGAGCCUCGGGAUUACAGGCAUCAACCUCGACGCGCUCAAUAUGCAGCCACUCGACGUGCUCUACCUCAAGGCAUACGGCGCGUCCGCAAUCGUGUUUGCGUACCUCGUGCUGCUCAAGUGCGCCAACAAGUUUCACAAGAGCUACCCCAAGCUCAACAAGCGCCUCACCAAGGACCUCCCGCCCAUCGUCAGCAGCAUCCACUUUGUCGCGAUUCUCAAUACGUUCUUAUCGUUCCUCUUUUGCUGCACGUGCGACCAGUUCCAAGACGCGUCCGAGUGCACGCACACGCAACCGUUCUUGUACGCGUAUCCUGACGUCGACCUCGUGUGCUGGAGCCCCGACCACCUCCCGCUGGCGUUUAUCGGGCUCGCAGGCCUCUCGUACUUUCUUCCAAUCGGCAUCCUGAGCGCCGGCAUGGCCGAGGUGCUCUUUCCGCGAGAGGACGUCGACAUCAAGUUUUCGCCCAUCAUCGUGCUCGCGAGUCAGCUCGGCAAGACGAUUGCGAUCGUCGCGGCGCUCUUCUUUACCUUUUACCGCGAGUACAUGGUAACGAUUGGCAUGGUCAUGAACAUCGGGCUCUUUGGCCUCACGCUCUACUGCAAAACGUCCUCGAUCUGGUAUGCGAGCAUCGUCAAGUCGUUCAUUUACGUCAUGUCGGUCUGGACGUCCAUCUGCGCGUAUGCGAAUCUCACGCUCGCGAAUCCCACGAGCAACCCGGUGUACUACCUGAACCUCGGGUGGUUUGCCAUCUUCAUCGUCGCGCUCGUCGUGCUCUUCCUCGAGAUGCGCGUGCGGAGCGCCCGUGAGGUGGCCUCCCGCGCCGAGCGGGUUCGCGACUACCAGCUUCUCAACGCCACCAACGACGACGUGCGCCUCACGGACUUUGAAGAAGACUUUAUGCGCCGGUCGCGCAAACCAACGACUUCGGCCCAGCUCGAGGCGCUUGCGCCUCCUGGGUUUCUCGCGGCUGCGCGCGCCAGGGCCAAGGCCAUGGAGAACCAGGAGCUGCCGCCGCACUUGGACGACUUCCUCGAGAAGGCCCGGCGGUCCGCCGAGCGCCCGUCUGUGAGCGAGACCAUGUUUCUUCGUCGGGCGCGCCGCCUCGGCCACCGCAUCGAGCUCUUCGAGAAGGGCGAGGCCGAGCGCGACGGCUACCGGCACAAAAAGGCGUAG